AUGACCUCAGCCGUUUGGGGAAAGCGAAACGGAGCAAUUCCCUAUGAACGAUCUGCAUCAGCUGGGCUGCGCCGACUUGUACCAAGUAACGAGACGGCCGUAGAAACUUGGACAGGCCAAUCGCCAUUUCAUGGCUCCACUUUCGACGUCGGUGCGGCCGAUGAUUUGUUCGAUAUUAUUCGCGCCCCUAUGGUCUCAACACUACGGGCGAAGGACCUAGAUCCAAGCCCUGCAGGUCGGAUCUCGUGCUUGUUUGUCAUUGCAUGA
This is a messenger RNA of Penicillium subrubescens, 267 nucleotides long. RefSeq lists its product as uncharacterized. Bases 1 to 267 code for a protein of 88 amino acids. The record is from RefSeq and is a predicted model, not a curated record. Lineage: Eukaryota; Fungi; Ascomycota; Eurotiomycetes; Eurotiales; Aspergillaceae. The transcript has a single exon.